AUGGCUUUCACUACAAAUGCUACUAUCAACAGCUUCGGCGGACGCUUCCUCAAGCUCUCUCACAAGUCUGCCGUCACCGGCACACCCAUGAACGCAACUCUCUACCUCCCAGGCUCGGCAUCGUCUUCUAAGCCAGCUCCUCUUCUCAUCUACCUCUCUGGCCUCACAUGCACACCCGACAACGUCACAGAGAAGGGUUUCCUUCACGCUCACGCCUCCAAGCUCGGUCUUGCUCUUCUCUACCCAGACACAUCUCCCCGCGAGCUGGACCUGCCCGGCGAGCACGACUCAUAUGACUUUGGCAGCGGAGCGGGCUUCUACAUCGAUGCCAAGAAGGACCCUUACAGCAAGCACUACAAAAUGGAGUCUUAUAUCACCAAUGAGCUUCCCGACCUCAUCUUCAAGGAGUUUAAGGAGGUUGACUCCUCGCGAGUUUCUAUCUCUGGCCACUCUAUGGGUGGACAUGGUGCACUGACUCUGUUCCUCAAGAACCCCGGCAAGUACAAGAGUGUCAGCGCCUGGGCUCCCAUCUCCAACCCUUCUCAGUGCCCCUGGGGUGACAAGGCCUUCAAGGGUUACUUGGGUGAGGAUAAGGAGGAGUGGAAGAAACACGAUGCCACUGAGCUCAUCAAGAGCUGGAAGGGCAACUUCCCUGCCCUCAUUGACGUCGGCACCGGUGACAACUUCUACAAACAGGGCCAGCUUCUCCCUGAAAACCUCGAGAAGGCUGUCAAGGAUGCUGGUAUUGAGGGGUUGACUCUCCGCUACCAGGAUGGCUAUGACCACUCUUACUUCUUCAUCUCGACCUUCGGCGAAGACCACGUCAAGCACGCCGCCAAGGCUCUCGGACUCUUGUGA
Fusarium subglutinans is the source of this 858-nucleotide messenger RNA. RefSeq names its product s-formylglutathione hydrolase. Gene Ontology annotation, biological process: formaldehyde catabolic process. Lineage: Eukaryota; Fungi; Ascomycota; Sordariomycetes; Hypocreales; Nectriaceae. Gene Ontology annotation, molecular function: S-formylglutathione hydrolase activity. The coding region runs from base 1 to 858 and encodes 285 amino acids. The transcript is spliced from 3 exons. Gene Ontology annotation, cellular component: cytosol. The record is from RefSeq and is a predicted model, not a curated record.